AUGGCUCUCAGGCCAAUUGGCUGGAUAUGUGGGGAGUUGGUCAGGAAAUUUGCUGGACAAGCCGAGAUAAUUCAGAGAUCCUUCUUGGAAAUUAUAGAUGAAAUUAGGGAUGAAUUUCCAAACUUAUUGAGACUGACAAGUUCAAACCAGCAAAGCAAUCGCACUGUGCAGAAACCUAGAUCAGUUAUAACGAGGGAACUCUCUUCAACUCACGGAGCAAUCAUCAUGAAUGGACUAACUAAACUAUCCCGGUCUUCAAAAUCAGUGGCUAAAUUCUUGCAGCCACGAUUUGCUAGAAAGAUUACAGAGCUGAGUAUGAUAUCACAUCACUUUCUGGAAACACUGAACUCUCCCAAACAACCUCUCUAUGGAAUGAAGGAUAGGACAAUGUUCUUUUAUGAUGUUAUUUCCUAUCCGGCAAGGACUGCACUGACCAGUGUGAUGUGUGUUUCUUAUGCAGCACUAAUUUAUCUAGCAGUCUCCAUCAAUACAAUGCUGGGGAAAAUAAAAAGCAUCAUCCAAACAGAAAGCGCUUCCAGGGAAAGCAGCAGUGAUGGCGUUGAUGCAGACAGAUUUCCUAGAGCCAAUGAAGCAGCGCACGACUCUGCAACCACUCCACAAGAACCUUCAGAGUUUUCCGUGAAGUCAACACCACGUGGAAGUAUCCAUACAUUGCUUGCAGCAAUGGAUCAAGAACAAGAACAAGAAUAUUCCCUUACAGAGUAG
Messenger RNA from Varanus komodoensis (Komodo dragon), 726 nucleotides. RefSeq names its product spermatogenesis associated 9 (gene SPATA9). The record is from RefSeq and is a predicted model, not a curated record. The transcript is spliced from 5 exons. The coding region runs from base 1 to 726 and encodes 241 amino acids. NCBI's taxonomy places the organism in Eukaryota, Metazoa, Chordata, Lepidosauria, Squamata, Varanidae.